UAUGUGUUAUUGUAUAUAUUAUUUACAUCUACUUUUUCGAUAAAACUUACCGUUUUCGAGAAAAAUCCAAAAAGCCUAAAAUUUUGACCUCGGGCCCCGAAUAAGUCCCUAAGCUCACAUGGUACUGAUGGGGACUUUUGACACUUUAUUCCUUGUGGUAAACCUAAGGUCUCUACGAAGAUUUAGCUCUGUCGGAAUUUUCUUUAAUUCAAUUGUCUAAAAUGACCGGACUAUACUUUAUAAUCAUCACAUACAUAAAUAUUUCAAAAUUUAAUGACGACAUUAACAGAUGUAACAUGGUCCCGAUAAAUAAGCGUAAGUGAAUCGUUAUUAAAUGAAUCAUAAUUUGUCAUGUUUUAUACUUUACAGGCUUCAGGAUCAGGCUCUCAGCAGCUUCGUCACGUGCAGAUCUGGACUGUUAACCAGAACAUUUGCCACCAGCGCUACCAAACUAUUCGCAAGUCCAUCACCGCCAACAUGUUGUGCUCCGGCUGGCUCGACGUUGGCGGUCGCGACCAGUGCCAGGGAGACUCCGGCGGACCUCUCUUCCACAACCGUGUCGUUGUUGGUGUUUGCUCCUGGGGUGAAGAAUGCGCUCUCGCUCGUUUCCCCGGUGUUAACGUUCGUGUGUCUCGCUAUGCCUCUUGGAUUCAGAACAACUCCUAA
This is a messenger RNA of Trichoplusia ni (cabbage looper), 666 nucleotides long. RefSeq names its product trypsin, alkaline A-like. The transcript has a single exon. The record is from RefSeq and is a predicted model, not a curated record. Bases 352 to 666 code for a protein of 104 amino acids. Gene Ontology annotation, biological process: proteolysis. NCBI's taxonomy places the organism in Eukaryota, Metazoa, Arthropoda, Insecta, Lepidoptera, Noctuidae. Gene Ontology annotation, molecular function: serine-type endopeptidase activity.